Molecule: messenger RNA, 631 nt
Organism: Musca domestica (house fly)
Lineage: Eukaryota; Metazoa; Arthropoda; Insecta; Diptera; Muscidae
Product: small ribosomal subunit protein uS12m
Exons: 3
Coding region: 177-593 (138 amino acids)
Biological process (GO): translation
Cellular component (GO): small ribosomal subunit; ribosome
Molecular function (GO): structural constituent of ribosome
Source: RefSeq, a predicted model, not a curated record
ACAGCUGUUUUCUAGACCAAAAUGUGUUUCUAGUACCCCAUAGACUUAUUUUUUCGAUCUUUUAGAGCCCUGCUGACCGAAUUCGAUUUUGUAGAAACCUUGUAGAAGUAGAAGAUUUAGAAAAACUCGACUGAAAAACAAAUUAAUUUUGAGUGAACCCACUACAAACCGCACCGAUGAAUUUUCUCAGGCAAACAUUCAACGUUACGAAACAAUUGACUACGCAAGUUUUCAAUAACACCUCUCAGCAAAUGAGGGAAAUGGCAUCUUUGUAUCAGAUGCAUCGCACCGGACCCCACGUCAAAAUACGCCCUCCACGUCAACCUUUAGAUGGUAAACCCUUUGCCAAGGGUGUUGUCCUAAAGACACUCAUCAAGAAACCAAAAAAGCCAAAUUCAGCCAAUCGGAAGUGUGUUCUGGUGCGAUUGUCAACUGGAAAGGAAAUGGUAGCGUAUGUCCCCGGCAUUGGUCACAACUUGCAGGAGCAUAACAUCGUUCUGUGUCGCGUGGGUCGAGUUCAAGAUGUACCCGGUGUAAAAUUAAAAUGUGUCCGUGGAGUGUACGAUUUGAAUCAUGUUAUUAAAAAUAAAUAAUAGAAAAAUACAAAACAAAAACAUUAAAUUAAACAAAA